Molecule: messenger RNA, 1984 nt
Organism: Homalodisca vitripennis (glassy-winged sharpshooter)
Lineage: Eukaryota; Metazoa; Arthropoda; Insecta; Hemiptera; Cicadellidae
Gene: Ns3
Product: large subunit GTPase 1 homolog
Exons: 11
Coding region: 103-1884 (593 amino acids)
Biological process (GO): ribosomal subunit export from nucleus
Cellular component (GO): cytosol
Molecular function (GO): GTPase activity; GTP binding
Source: RefSeq, a predicted model, not a curated record
GCUGUCAAAAUAACAGUAGGCAGGCGCAGGGUACACGUUUUGUGUUUGUUGAUUUGAGGUUAAAACAAGUAGUGAACUUGAAACUUUUGUUCAUAAUUCAGAAUGGGGAAGAAAAAACAAUCUGGGGAUUCUCUUGGUCGAUCACUUAUAAAAGAUAGAUUUGGAUCAAGGCAUAAAUCUGGUAAUAGAUCUAUGUUACACACCUCUGAGUUGAAUGAUGGUUAUGAAUGGGGACGACUCAACCUGCAAUCAGUCACCGAGGAGAGCUCCUUCCAAGAGUUCCUGUCUACUGCCGAGCUGGCAGGCACUGAAUUCCAGGCAGAAAAGUUAAACAUCAAAUUUGUGAACCCUGCAGUCGGUGUAGGACUGCUCACCACAGACGAGAGGAAAAAUGUAGAGAAAAAACAUUCUGAGUUUAAGAAUCUGCUGAAGAUUCCUAGGAGGCCAGCUUGGGAUAAAGGAAUUUCGGCUGAUGAGCUGCAACUGCGGGAGAAGAACCAGUUUCUGGAAUGGAGACGAGGGUUGGCAACACUGCAGGAUGAAGAGGGGUUGCUGCUCACACCAUAUGAGAAGAACUUGGAUUUCUGGCGGCAGCUGUGGAGGGUAGUGGAGAGAAGUGACAUCGUUGCUCAGAUCUUAGAUGCACGCAACCCACUUCUGUUUCGGUGUGAAGAUCUCGAGCGGUACGUGAAGGAGGUUGGCCGGGAGAAACAGAACCUGCUGAUACUGAACAAAGCAGACUUCUUGACUCACGCACAGCGACGCACUUGGGCCAAAUACUUUGACGCCUGUCAGCUCACUGUCGCAUUCUUCUCUGCCACUUUAGCUGCUGAUGACUCCAUUCCGGAACAAUCAGAAGAUGAACAGAGUGAAGAGGAAGAAGAGCAGGAGGAUGAAGGCAAUGACAGUGAAUACGAAACGGAAGAAGAAGAAGAGGUUAUUGGAGACGAAGAUGUUUCAGUCUUUAAUGGAAAAAACUCAGCCAAGCUGUUGGGUCGAGAAGAGCUGAUUGCUCUAUUUAAGAGGUUGCUGCCACAGGACCAUCCCCGGGUGAUGAGGGGAGUAACAACGGUCGGACUCGUGGGUUACCCCAACGUAGGCAAGAGCUCUACCAUCAAUGCGAUACUCAAGGACAAGAAGGUUUCUGUCUCCGCUACCCCGGGAAAGACUAAACAUUUUCAGACUCUGUAUGUGGACCAACAUCUGUUGCUGUGUGACUGUCCCGGACUGGUGAUGCCCAGUUUCGUCACAACCAAGGCAGACAUGGUAGUUAAUGGUAUACUACCUGUGGACCAGAUGAAGGAUCACGUUCCGCCGGUGAACCUACUGGCCACUCUCAUUCCCCGUGAAGUGCUUCAGGCACAUUACAGCAUCAUGAUUCCCAAACCGAUGGAGGGGGAGGAUCCUGACAGACCCCCCACAGCCGAAGAGUUGCUUAAUGCUUAUGGGUAUUCGAGAGGCUUCAUGACGCAGAACGGACAGCCAGACAACCCUCGCUCAGCUCGCUACGUGCUCAAGGAUCUGUUAUGUGGGCGGUUGUUAUACUGUCAGGCACCACCCGGUAUACCUCAGAGUAGCUACCACACAGUCCCAGUCACUCGCCCUCGACACGUUCCCCAGCCCACACCUGCAGCCGUACGUGCUGCUGCGGUGAACAAAGUGAGUGGAGAUGACUUAGACAAAAUGUUCUUCAAGAAGGCAUCUCUGGGUGCUCACAGCAAGGGAGUACAGAGGAUAUCGUCUGGUUCAACCUCACAGCCUGGCAGUGUUUCAGGAUCUACGAUGUCACUAAAUGGAGAAGAUAAACCCUGGAAGAACCACAAAGAGAAGAGGAACAAGAAAGAGAAACUUAGGAGACUGUACAGACAUUUAGAUGUGCAAUGAAUACAGAAUUCUCACUUAACGAUUUUCCACUAUUUGUAAAUAAAUUGUUAAUCAUGUAAAUAUCAGUAGUAUCUAGAAAUAAAAUAUGGUUUUUAUGUUA